ACGACCGUGGGUGGACAACGAGACGCUCCUCUCGACACCGCCGCAGACUCCUCCUAGCGCGUCGAGGCGAUGCAACGACAGAGAGGUGAGCUAUCGGCCGUGAUCGGACGCCGUCGGUCAGAACGGGCAGCGCACAACCCCCUACCCACUGCCACACUGGCAGCCACCCCGGAUUUAAGUAAAUACUUAAGAUCCAGGUGAUAUUGUUUAUUUUUUGCGUUCGGGCGGUGAGGAGAGUGUGUGUAGUCGUCACACCGGAGACAGCGCGAGACGGGAGAGAGAGUGGCAGUGAGCACCUUCGAGCCCUCGAAGGCGAGACUUGUGCGCCAAGAGAGUUUUACAUAAUAACCACAUCGAACCACAGUGUGUGCGGGUGGACGUGCGUACGUACCUAUACAGUUGACGACGAGAUUCGCAACCAUGCAGUUCAUCACAAUGCGGGGACAAUUAACGGGGAUGAGUUUGUUGUGCGCUCUGCUCCUGUUUUAUCUUAUCGCCGAAUGUCAUUGUGAAGUGGACGUUAGAAACAAGGGACGUGGCAAGGGAUCUAUGUGGUGGGGCAUUGCAAAAGCAGGCGAACCAAAUAAUCUCUCACCAUUGUCACCAAAUGUCAUCUACAUGGACCACUCCGUACACAAUACACUACGACGUAAACAACGACGCUUAGCACGUGAAAAUCCUGGGGUAUUGGUGGCGAUUGCCAAAGGAGCCAACAUGGCCAUCCACGAAUGCCAGUAUCAAUUUCGUAAUCGCCGAUGGAACUGCUCCACAAGAAAUUUUCUACGGGGAAAGAACCUCUUUGGCAAAAUUGUUGAUCGAGGAUGUCGAGAGGCGGCUUUUAUUUACGCCAUCACAAGCGCGGCUGUUACACAUUCAAUUGCACGAGCCUGCAGUGAGGGGUCAAUUGAAACGUGUAACUGUGAUUUUAGCCAUCAUAAAGGCCGGCCGCACUCUUCAAAUAGUCCAGCGGUGUCAGGCGUACGCGAUUGGGAAUGGGGCGGCUGUUCGGACAACAUUGCGUUCGGCUUUAGAUUCAGCCGUGAAUUCGUCGAUACAGGCGAGCGCGGUCGCAGCCUCCGGGAGAAGAUGAAUCUGCAUAACAACGAAGCUGGUCGAAUGCACGUGCAAAGCCAGAUGCGUCAAGAAUGCAAAUGCCACGGCAUGUCCGGAUCGUGUACGGUGAAGACGUGCUGGAUGCGCCUGCCACCGUUCCGCGUCAUCGGCGACAACCUCAAGGACCGCUUCGACGGCGCGUCGCGGGUAAUGGUGAGCAACGCAGGUGCGCGCAACAACGCGGCUAGCAGUCGGCCGAAACAGGACAAGAUCAGCAACAGCAUAACCUCAAACAGCAUCCACUCCAAACGCGAGAAUAAGCCACGGAAAUACAAGUACGGCUUUCAGCUGAAGCCCCACAAUCCCGACCACAAACCUCCAAGCGCCAAGGAUCUCGUCUACAUGGAACCAUCGCCUGGCUUCUGCGAAAAGAACCCUAAACUAGGUAUUCAAGGCACACACGGCCGUCAGUGUAAUGACACCUCCAUUGGCGUCGACGGUUGUGACUUGAUGUGCUGCGGGCGCGGAUACCGCACGCAGGAGGUGGUCGUCCAGGAGCGCUGUAACUGCACGUUCCACUGGUGCUGCGAGGUGAAGUGCGACACGUGUCGAAUCAAGAAAACAAUACACACGUGCUUAUAAACACAGUAAUUUAAACAUUUAAAACACCCUGUAUAAAAAUCAUCAUCAUCGUCAUCAUCAUCACACACACGUUAAAAACGCUUACUCGUGUUUAAAUAAUUAUGUUUAAUUAACGAAAUCGUUGGUUUGUUGGUACGCCCCAAAGUAUUAAUUACGAUUUAAUUGCGCUGGCCGCUACCCUCCGCGAAGCAAAACUUAACGAUUUUCACACAACACAGCUACACAUAUACAUGAGGACACGCCAAUCAGUAUUACAGACGCAGGGAGUUUGCGCAAGUUGUACAUAACCUAUAAAGACUGAUUAAUAAUUUAAUUGUUUAUUUAUAAUUACUGCAUCUAUUUACGAUAAUGGUAUUAAUUUAAUUAUGCUCGAGUCAUAUAUGUGUGUUAUCUAUACGCUGCUGUCUUCUCAUAGAUCACUUAAGUGCUUUAUUUAAUUCGUGUACAUAUGCGCUAUUAGUUUAAUAUUUAUUCGACGUGUACAUAGAGAAUUAGCCCCCCCGAUACUCAAACAUUUCUUUAGUUGGUUAGUGUGGUUCAGCGUCCAGGGCAACAUUUAUCGCGCGUAGCUGAAAGCCACGCGACGUUUAAACGCGCUCGGCUAGCCGACCCGCUCUCAGAGUUUGUGACAUGUUAAAUUAUGUAAAUAUAGAGCAAUUAAUUAUUAUUCCAUGACUGUAUUAUAUAACUUAAUUUCAUUAAGUGUACAUAAUCGCGCUGGAACAUGACAAGUGGCACGCAGCGACUUGCACAUACGUGUUGCGAUCAUUUUUAACGUACUGACAUAUAUGUUUUCUCUUAUUUAAUUAUGGAAAUGAUUUUUUUUGGAAAAUAAAAUGUAAAAUACCUGUUCA
Dalotia coriaria is the source of this 2549-nucleotide messenger RNA. It is a transcript of the gene wg, whose product is annotated as Wnt family member 1 wingless. Gene Ontology annotation, molecular function: frizzled binding; cytokine activity. The record is from RefSeq and is a predicted model, not a curated record. Gene Ontology annotation, cellular component: extracellular region. The coding region runs from base 421 to 1695 and encodes 424 amino acids. Gene Ontology annotation, biological process: neuron differentiation; multicellular organism development; canonical Wnt signaling pathway. The transcript is spliced from 4 exons. NCBI's taxonomy places the organism in Eukaryota, Metazoa, Arthropoda, Insecta, Coleoptera, Staphylinidae.